AUGAUCUUCGAGGUUCCAACAAAAUACUUUCCACCGACGACUGAUGCAGCCAAAGAAGUCAAGAAGACUGCCUACGUUAGUCCAUUCGAAAAAUUCUUGAGAACUGAGAUGGCUUCGAUGAAUAAGGUUCUCGGAGGAUCUUAUAAUGGAACCAAAUCUUCUCUCUUUGACACCAUCAAGUCCACCAUCUCGUCAUCAUCCAAAAUCUUCAACUCUUCUUCUGGCAUCGGGUUGGCCUCGGCAUUAGCGGAGAAGAUGACGAACAUCUCUUCGGAUUCUUCGACUUUUUUUAAAUUGACUUUGUGA
This is a messenger RNA of Caenorhabditis remanei, 306 nucleotides long. RefSeq lists its product as uncharacterized. The transcript has 2 exons. The record is from RefSeq and is a predicted model, not a curated record. Lineage: Eukaryota; Metazoa; Nematoda; Chromadorea; Rhabditida; Rhabditidae. Bases 1 to 306 code for a protein of 101 amino acids.